Molecule: messenger RNA, 2387 nt
Organism: Halichondria panicea
Lineage: Eukaryota; Metazoa; Porifera; Demospongiae; Suberitida; Halichondriidae
Exons: 2
Coding region: 187-2031 (614 amino acids)
Molecular function (GO): zinc ion binding; ubiquitin-protein transferase activity
Source: RefSeq, a predicted model, not a curated record
UUAGUGACCUUUUGACCCUGGCAUUCCUCCUCCGCGAUCCGAGUGUGUGUUUACAUGUGCAGUAUUUAGAAAUCAAAGAAAGUCUUGUGCUUGAAAUUAGAGCCCUUUACUUAGCCGGGAUACCAGGAGGAGAGACCAUUUUAAGGGAUAUUGGCAGAUCCACAAGAUCACUGUUAAAACUUAAUUAUGGAAGAUCUAACUUGCACUGUGUGCUGGGACGUCUACACAGCCCCGAAAAUUCUACCUUGCUGCCACUCGUUUUGUCUAAAAUGUUUGCAAAGGAUUGUUAACAAAGACCAAACACCAUUAAGCCUAGAUCCACCAACUUGUGAUCAAUCCGAGGAUCCCUCUCAGCCCUUGAUAGCAAGAAUCACACCAUGCCUUGAGGAAACUGAAAGUGACGAGCAAGAACUAGCAUAUAAAAAAGACGGUAACAUGUUUCUUCCGAGAGAAUAUGACACACUGAAAGAUGAUACUACAGAUCUAGCCUCGACUCUAGCCCCUUGUAGCCUCGACUCCAGCCCCUUGAAUAGCCUUUCUCAGCGGCUUGAAAUCGAGGCUACUACAGAUCUACUGUUCCCCACUAAAUCAGAAGAACUUACCGUUGACCAUGGAAUGUUAAGCGAAAUUGAGAUCACAUGCCCUGUGUGUAAAGAGAAGCAUGUUUUGGCUGCUGGUGGGGUUAACGGCUUAGCAGAUGACUGUGAAAUUAACUGCAGGCUUGAGCAAAGGAGUGUACAGCAAUCACUGACGAAUAAAGCAUUUCAAUGUGCCCUCUGCUCUAGUGAGGAUGCCGUUACACUCUACUGCCCUGAUUGUGGGUUCUUGUGCGACUUUUGUGCUGGCGCUCACGAAAGGCAGUCCCAAUACAAGGGUCACCAUAGUAGAUCAUGUGACGAGCUGAGUUCCGAGACAUUUAUCGGCCAUAAAAAAGCAAGAAAUUGCGAACUGCACAAUUAUGCAGAUUUCAUAUUUUUUUGUAAUGACUGCAAAACAGCUUUGUGCCCAAAGUGUGUAGUAGGGGGGGCUGUAGAUCACCGUGCACAUGAUUAUGUUCAGCUGGAAGAUUCCGAUCAAUACCAUUCAGACCAGUCUCGCUCAUUGACAGAAGCUAGCAGGGACACUCUUGAGAAAUACCGUCACUACAAAGAUUAUAUUCAAAGAGUUGAGAAGGAAUUCUUAUCAAGCACACACUCAGAUGUGCUGAACAAAACAAUUAAUGAGCGAUUCGAUUCCUACAUUGAGAUGAUUCAAAAGAAACGGCAAGUACUCCUCGAUCAAGUAGAAGAAGAAUCUCUCUCAUCAAAGAAGGCAUUGUGGGCACAGAAAGAGCAAGUUGAUCGUACAAUCACAGCAAUCGAGAGUGGGAUCAAAUUUGCCGAGCGAGUACGCACAGUACACAAUCUUCUGGACCGUAUUGAGAUGAAUUCACAAGUGAUUGCUCGAAUGAGCAGUGUAGACUCAUCAUGGAAGCCUUCUCGCAUCAAGCCUCCUCUUGUUCUCAAACCAACUGAGAAGUUUAUACCUUCUCCUGUUACCCUCACAACAAUUUCAGAUUCUAAUAUUUCUCUCGAAACCGAAAAACCGUCCGUUUGUCAGCAUGAACUAGUGGUAGUAAAGUUUUCCAUCCCACCCUUGAGUAAGCCACAUAUGCGAAUCCUACACGGGAAAUCACGACAAAUACUGGAUGAAAAUGAAGUGGUAUUCUAUGAUUCGGAGGAAAAACAUUGCUACAACUUAGAGUUUGUGCCUCGAGUUGCUGGGGAGCAUGUGGUUGUCAUAGAGUUAGCUGGUACUCUAAUUGCUGAAAAGACCUUCAAUGUAACGGGGACACCUCGAUAUGGGAACACUGUCCAAUGUGGGCCUGACUGGACUGUUGGGUUGCCAAGGAAACAGCUAGGUAGGGUAACAAGUCUGAGUAAGCAACUUGGAUAUGAUGUAGUGAAUGUAAAGUGGGGGGACGAUGAAGAGACUUCACACAUGUGGGGUAAAGAUGGAGAGCAUGACAUUGAGCUUGUCCCGGAACUUUAAUCUAAUAAUUUUUAUACCUAGGCCUUGAGUGUAAAGAGUGCUAACGUACAUGCAAUAAUAAUUAUACAAUUCAUGCUUACUGUAAUGACUUUGCUAGUUAGUUAUUCACUUAGUCAUUUCCUGUUCUUAAUGUUUCCUGUGUUGUAAUGUUUACUGUUUAAUUGUACAUGCGCAUGAGUUCUUAUUACUAGUUAACACUUCUUUUGUAUAUUGCUUUGUGCUCUAGCCCGGCGUCCUGCUCCUAGCGGCGCCCUUUGUGUAUGGGAGCCUCUGCUCCACUGUCUUUGUUGUCUUAGUAUUUACCGUCUAUGUUUUGUGCAUACAGUUAGUUGAUCCAUGGUUGAAUGUUUUAAAUC